Messenger RNA from Darwinula stevensoni, 2431 nucleotides. Lineage: Eukaryota; Metazoa; Arthropoda; Ostracoda; Podocopida; Darwinulidae. The record is from the annotation of a GenBank genome assembly.
AGGUUUCAAACAGAGAAGGAUGAGAGGAAGUCUAUUUUCGGCUCUCCCUGCCGUUUGGGAGGGGAGAAAAUGACAGUGAGGCUGUGUUAAGAAUCUCUCCGUCGUGUCUAGUCGGGAAUGAGAUUGGAAUUGGAAGCAGCGUGCUUGUGAAAUAUUCAUGAAAGUGCUGGAGAACUACGGUGAAGGAGGGGAGACCACCACCCCGAGGAUGCCCUACAUCUUCCAGGAGAGUCACACCACGACCUGGUCGCAUGCAUUGGAGACGGAGUCGGUAAAAUCAAAUGGGAGCGACCUUCCACGAAGACCCCGAGUGCACAGGUUCCCCAACCAGAAUCAUAUCAACUAUAAUCACACGAAUCAUCACCCGCAACUGCAACUGCAGCAUCAGCAAAAUCACGUGCCAUCGAGGUCCCAAAGUCGACAGAGCAACCGAAGUGUGUCGGUUCGGAGCCCAUUGCCUUCAAAGGAUGGAUUCUCGAGUGGACUCAAUAGUCCUCUCAACACCACGCUCAGCAUGGUCCCAGAGGAUAGACCCGAGGGACAAGAAGUCAUCGAAGUCCAAAUCCUGCCCCAGGAUGAGAACUGGGGAGACAACACGACAGCAGUGACCGGGAACACCUCGGAAGGGGGUUCUAUGGAAGACUUAUCCAAGUGGAUGAAGGAACCUGACACGGGCUUGAGUUUCCACUGUCAGCGAUGGUCGGGUUUCGUGUUCGCGUUAGUGUUGUCGGUCGUGGGGUUUCUGAGCCCCAUCGUCAUGGUGGUGAUACCCAAGACUGGACUGUAUCAAAUAUCGCCUACUCAAUUGAAAUGCGGACCUGAGUGCGACGGUGCUCUCAUUUCCUUGACUUUCAAACUCCUCAUUCUCCUCGUCGGAUGUUGGGCCGUGUUUCUCCGAAAACCUCGUGCAACGACACCCAGAAUUUACACUCUUCGGGCUCUCGUCCUUCUGGUCCUCUUCGUGCUCAUCUUUUCUUACUGGCUCUUCUAUUGUGUACGACUCAUCGAGACCUUCGAAGAUGAUAUUCCAUACUAUUCCGUGGUACUGUUCGCGGAUAGCAUGGUGAAUUCCCUCCUCUUUGUUCACUACAUCACCGUCGUUCUAAUGGAGAUUCGUCACCAGCAGACCCAAUACGUCAUCAAGGUGGUUCGAAGCCCGGACGGAGAAGCGAGAUCUUAUCCCAUCGGACAACUCAGCAUCCAAAGAGCUGCCGUGGCAGUAUUGGAGAAAUACUACCUAGACUUCCCCUUAUAUAACCCCUACCUGGAGAGGCUCCCGACUGCCAAGUCGAAGAAGAUGAACCAGCUGGGCUCGUCGAGCAAUGGACCCACUUCAUUCAAGUUCUACGACGUCGACGGCUUUAAUGGUGGCAUUCAGGGUCCUGGAAAUGUGACGGGAUCUGGGAGGCGAAGAGAUUCGAGCCACAAUGAAAGGUUCUACGAGGAGCAUGAGUACGAACGACGCGUGAAGAAGCGUCGUGCACGUCUUCUUACGGCCACUGAAGAAGCCUUCAUGCAUAUCAAGAGAGUCCAUCAAGACCAAGGCAUGGGGGGAGGCAGCAGCGGUGGGACAGGGAAUCCAAUGGAUCCUGGUGAGGCGGCUCAAGCGGUUUUCCCCACGCUUGCGAGGCCGCUGCAGAAAUAUCUUCGUAUCACCCGUCAGCAGCCCUGGCACACGAUGGACGGGAUUCUUUCACAUCUUUCCACUUCCCUUUCCCAUGACCUCAGCCCUAAAGCCUUCCUCGAGAAGUAUCUCACCACUGCGCCCAUCAUGCAGUACGAUCGAGAAAAGAAGGAAGUGCAGACGUGGGCGCUCGUGUGUGACGUUCUGCUCUCACGCCAAAUUAAGGACGGGACGAUGUUUCAGCUUCGUCAAAACGACCUCUCCCUCAUCUGCACUGUGACCAAGCUCCCCCACUUCAAUGUGACCGAGGAAAUCAUCGAUCCCAAGAGCAAUCGCUUUGUAAUCAGGCUCAACUCCGAGACAUCUGUGUAGUUCGAAGACGAUCGCGGGAAACGAAGGGAUACAGCCUAUAGAACGGGAAUGUAAGGGAAAAAUUUCCCCCUUUGUUCCUGGCCCGGUGCAAUCAUGCCACCCUUUGUUUCCUCACCGAUUGCAUUUUCUGGAAGCCCUGCUUGUGAAGUUAUCAUGCGUAUACUUCCUUCGUGUUUCCCCUCGUGCAUCCGGACUAGAUGCAUCCCAACUGUGAUGAACUGCCAUAGAUGUGAACUGAAUGAACCAUGUCAUCGUGUGCACUGUGGAAUUUUUUUUUACGUCGAUCCACCGAUGAUACCCAAAUAAGGCCAUUCGACGUCGCUUCCUCCCCUCUAUUAAUACGCAUUUUUUACGUCGAUGUGUUCCAGUCAUGCAUGUGAACGUGAUUUUUUUUUAUUUAUUGCCGUGGAAAUAAAAAAAAACUUGCCACAGCAA